Molecule: messenger RNA, 2748 nt
Organism: Anopheles nili
Lineage: Eukaryota; Metazoa; Arthropoda; Insecta; Diptera; Culicidae
Product: polynucleotide 5'-hydroxyl-kinase NOL9
Exons: 3
Coding region: 1-2748 (915 amino acids)
Biological process (GO): cleavage in ITS2 between 5.8S rRNA and LSU-rRNA of tricistronic rRNA transcript (SSU-rRNA, 5.8S rRNA, LSU-rRNA)
Cellular component (GO): nucleus
Molecular function (GO): polynucleotide 5'-hydroxyl-kinase activity
Source: RefSeq, a predicted model, not a curated record
AUGGUAGCGAGUAGUGCAAAAUCAAGUCAACCCAGCACAACACACGCUGGAGACGGUCCCUCGAAUGGGUACAAGGACGAAACUGUUCAAGCUCCAAAAGACAUGUCGCCAGCAAACGGUAAUAAAGCUCCUGUUGUUCAAGGAGCAAAAGAUAACCUCAAAGAACCGUUGCAAACGUCGCAAGCGAACGGGGAAAAUGGGAAUCACAGUAAUACCGAUUCAAUGCAACCCUCAAAUGAAAAUUCUCCGGCACCGGAAUCUCACCCGCGUAACGCACAAACGGCGUCAAAGUUGAAGAAUCCGUUAAAGUCCGAUUCCCCUUCGGACAGUGAUGAUUCGGAUUACAUUGAUCAAUUCUUCGACGACGAGCCUGAGCUUAACGUCGAAAAGCGGUUGAAACCCGCACCAAAUAAGGUUAAAGCGAAAGUUUCCCCUCCAAAGAAAAAUGAAACAGGAUGGAAAGUAGAGAACAGUGACUGUCAACUGAAAUACGAAACGGAAAGCGAUAUUUCCGACGACGAACCACCGUCGAUGUGUGUCGCAAAAAAGCGUAAGGCACCAUCGUUCGUACAAGAAACAACUGAACACCAACUGGUGGCGUUGAAAAGGAAGCGUGCGAGUCCAUCUUCCGACGAUGAAGCUUCCGACGAAUCCUACGAUGAAUUCUACGAUGAAUCCUACGACGAAUCCUCCGAUGAAUCCUACGAUAGUGAAAAUGAUUUGGAUUUGCUGGACGAAGACACUGACGAUGAGGAUUGGACCGAAUCGGACGAAUAUGAUUCGGAAUUUGACGACUUCGAUGACGAGAUCGAUGGAGAAAUGCAUUUCUCCAUCAACGAUGUCGUCGAGAGCGACGAUGAAGACUAUCGCAAUUAUAUGAGCGGCCAGCCGUACGAUAGCGAAGAAACCGAUGACGAUUUCACACCCAUGAAAGAACACGUGCCCACGCUGUUCGUACCACCCGGGGCAGCGUCAAUUUACGAUCUCAACGACGAGAGCAUCAAGUUUGACAACUCGUUGCGGAUCAUCGAACUAUCGGCUGACUAUGGUGCCGAGAAGGACUCCGUAAAGCCCCCCGAGCCUGUCGCAGAUGAGGCCGCCGAAAGUGAUGGCUCGUGUCCGAUGCUGGUUGACGCACGUCCUAAAGAGGCCCCUAAAAUCAAGGCACAUCGGUUCUUCAACUCCCUGGUUCAGCGCAAGGCCCUUGGUUUGCUGCGUGCUCCAAUCUACGUGAUAGGGCACGUUUCCGUCCAGGUGCUGUUCGGGAAGGUCGAAAUUAUGGGCUACCAGCUUCAACAGCUGGAAUCGAAAGACAUCUACGCGUCAUCGGGGUACAACGCGAUCAACCUAUCGCCGCAGCCCAUUCAGGCUGGCUUCAGCCGGGAGAUAUUCGAGCGAAUUUUAACCAAGCUGAAGCCAAACUACCUGGAGGCGGACAUUCAGCUGCUGAAGGAAACGUACGAUCCGGCAACGGACGUGCUAGUGUUCCUCGACGCGACUCUCAACGCGUACGGUUCCGUUCCGGCAGUAUGCAACAUCAUGCCCGAAUUAGAGCUAUUUCCGAUCCCGGCCACAUUGAACCCGAACGCGCAGUUCCACCUGACGGAACACCUGCUCGAGAUAGCGUUCGUUGUUCCGGGUCCGUCGGUACCGCGAAAUGUGUCACUAUUCCAGCACAAUCCUGCGUGGGACACGAUGCAGCUGGAACCGUCCACCCGCCUGAUGAUCAUGGGCGGUAAGGGAUCGGGAAAAUCAACGCUCUGCCAGUAUCUCAUCAACCGGCACGUGAAGCAGUUUGGACGGAUAGUGCUGAUCGAUCUCGACAUCGGUCAACCGUUGCUUCAUCUCCCCGAGACGGUGAGCGUUAGCGUCUUGACGAAACCGAUCCUCGGUGUGGGAUGUUUUGCGACGAUUGAACCGGUAAAGUGUCUGCUUUUUGGCAGCCUAAACGUCGUGUCGUCCCCGGUGGUGUACGUGCAGAAUGUGCGCACCCUGCUGGAAUAUUGUAACGCUGAUCCGACAAUCGCUCAAGUGCCCUGGAUCGUGAAUACGAUGGGAUACGUGGUAGGGUUUGGCGAGGAACUGACGGCUGUGCUCGUGCGGUUGUUUCAACCCACGGAUCUCAUCCAACUGACGCUGCCGAGCGGUCACAGGAAGUCGCAAAAUUACACCAACCAGCUGACGGCCAGCGUAAUCAACGGGUUUAAGUUCAACAUACUGAAGGAGGAGAUCGAUCAUCAGCAAACGCCACUGCAGUACCGUUUCCAUCCGAUGGACGUCAUGUUCGAGCAGCGCACUUCGUCCCUUUUGCCACCGAAGCGCCGCAACAUCUCGAUCAUGGCGCAGUUGGUGAAGAUCCUGGGCGAGGAGGCAGAAUCGUUUACCGACGUGAAACCACACAGUGCAUCGCUGGAUGAUCUCAAAAUCCUGAUUACCCGCGACGAGUACGUCCCGUCGAAGAAAAUACAACAGUAUCUGCUGAACGCCACCUUGGUGUAUCUCUGCGAGUUGCUUAGCAACGGCCAAUUCGACUGUUUCGGUGUGGGAAUUGUACGUGCGGUGGAUCUGAACCGAACCGUCCAUCUGCUGCACGCGCUCACACCGGAACAACUCGCGAAGGUGAAUGUGCUGUCGCUGUGCAACACGAGCCUGCCAAGCCACGUUUAUUUACACCAGAGUCCCAGCAUUGAAGGAACGGUGCCGUAUCUGCACAUCGUGGAACCGUCGCCUCCCACGCCAGACGUGUAG